Messenger RNA from Salvia splendens (bonfire salvia), 603 nucleotides. RefSeq lists its product as uncharacterized. The record is from RefSeq and is a predicted model, not a curated record. Lineage: Eukaryota; Viridiplantae; Streptophyta; Magnoliopsida; Lamiales; Lamiaceae. Gene Ontology annotation, molecular function: nucleic acid binding. Bases 1 to 603 code for a protein of 200 amino acids. The transcript is spliced from 2 exons.
AUGGCAGGCACUUUGGAGACAAAACCCAUAGAGAGUAUCACAAAAGAUGUGACCAGGGACUGCUUGAUCAACAAGAUAUUACCUGCCAUCAAAGCCAAGUGGCCCGAUGGGGCAACUAAAGUUCUCAAGAUACAACAAGACAAUGCAAGACCGCACAUCAAAGACAAUGAUCCAGCUUUCAAAGAAGCUGCACAACAAAGUGGUUUCUCAAUAUCACUUGUGCAACAACCACCUAACUCACCUGACACUAAUGUCAAUGAUUUGGGUUGGUUCCGAGCAAUACAAUCACUGCAAACUCAGACUGCAUGCAAAAAUGUGGAUGAUUUAGUGAAUGCAGUGGUGCAAUCAUUCAAUAAAUUACAGCCACAGACUUUGGACAAUGUUUUCCUAAGUCUUCAAGGAUGUUUCAUGGAAAUCAUGAAAGUUCAGGGGCAUAACACAUACAAACUGCCCCAUAUGGGGAAAGCACAUUUAAGGAGGACUAAUCAACUUCCAAAGGAUCUAGAAGUUCCAGUGGAGCUGGCUAUGCAAACAAUUGCUUACCUGCGGGACCAAGGGAGCAACGAGGGAUUGGAGCUGAUUGCUCAGUCAUUAGGAUUAUGA